AUGGUACAAAUUAAUUUAAGCAAAGUAUUUGUUACUUACAUUACACAAAACCAGUUUUACAAGCAACUUUUAGAAGUUCCUAAUUUAGUUAAUUAUUUUGGUUUCAGAUUAGCGCAUACAUUAACUGAAGUAUAUGGACCAGUGUUUGGCAGAGGUACAGAAAAACUAUCAAGACUUAUUUUAGAAACAAGAAAUCAGGUGGUAAAAUCAAACUUGGCACAGAAAAUGAGCGUGGCUAAACGUUACUAUACGUUAGAAAUGUCUCUUCCAUCCUUUAAUGAAUUUCAGAGGUUGCAAGAAGAUGUAGAACUUGUUAAGGACUUUAUAAAAUCUGGAUGUUACAAAUAUUUAACAGUAAAACAAGCAUGGCUUUUGCUUCUCAUGUGCACGGAAGUAGGUUUAUGGUUUUUCAUGGGCGAAACUAUUGGAAAAAUGCAUAUUGUUGGUUAUAAAGUUUAG
Molecule: messenger RNA, 459 nt
Organism: Parnassius apollo (apollo)
Lineage: Eukaryota; Metazoa; Arthropoda; Insecta; Lepidoptera; Papilionidae
Source: the annotation of a GenBank genome assembly